Messenger RNA from Bradysia coprophila, 1423 nucleotides. RefSeq names its product corticotropin-releasing factor-binding protein. Lineage: Eukaryota; Metazoa; Arthropoda; Insecta; Diptera; Sciaridae. The record is from RefSeq and is a predicted model, not a curated record. Gene Ontology annotation, molecular function: corticotropin-releasing hormone binding. Gene Ontology annotation, biological process: hormone-mediated signaling pathway; negative regulation of corticotropin secretion; negative regulation of corticotropin-releasing hormone receptor activity.
AUACAUUUUCGGCUUCCCACCAUUCUAACGAAAAGGGUAUAUAAGGAGUAGUUACAUGUGAUACCAUCGUCAUUUCCAGCAAAAGCUGUUUCCAAUCAUUUGCCAAUAUAAAGUUAAGCGCAACGCAUCGUAAAAGCUUACUGUUAAAAAGAUUUCGGUUACGGUUGAACGGAACUGGCUAUUGUAUUUUAUCUGAGGAGCGAUUCGGUUGAUUGACAAAGUGGUUAAUUUUGUGAGACAUUUGAUAUGUUGACGAUUUCAUAAGUUUGGUUUUGAUACUUUUUUUGUUUUAAUUCUUUUGUCCCUUUUGUUCUGCCCGUUUGUCGUGUGUAUCGUGGACUAAGGAUUUCAUAACAAAAUACAGCUCAGAAAAGGUGUCAAUUAAAAGUAAAAAUAGAUAUCAACUUGUAGUCUAAAUUAUCAAAGGAGAUACAAAUAAAGAAACGGAAUAUGAAAGGAACUUUUGGACUUUUGUUUGCCGUUAUUUUUAGUGCAAACGCUUGGUCUGCGGUUAGAAAUCCAUUUCAAAUGCUUGAAUCCCAGCCGUCAUAUCAAACGAUAACAGAAUGCAUGCACGUUACAUCCGAGGAAGGUGGCUACACAUACAAAAAGAGUCCGAAACAAAUUUUGCCACAAUUACGAAAGGAUUUUGAUUUGAUUGAAUCGAGUACACCAGAAAUGACGGUCUGUGGACUCUAUGUGGUUACCGAUCCCGACAAAAUCGUUGAAAUAACAAUAAGAUACAUGAAUGUCAACUGUGAAUCGGGCGGCUUGAUGGCCUUUGUUGAUGGUUGGGAACUGAAUGGACAGUACUUUCCUGGUGUAGAAGAUCACGAAUUGAAUUUGGAUAAAAGAAUCAUCGAAUUUUGUAACGACAAUAAACACUGGCCGCUGAAACAAUUUCAUCGAGUCUAUCGAUCCAGUCAAAAUGCAGCACUGUUACAAUAUCGAAUACCAAUUCGUGGACAAUUUGUGGCAACCGUACGAUUCAUUCAUAAUCCAAGUCCUUGCAAUAUAAUGGCGGGCGAAGUAUCACCAAUUUACAACCUCAUAAAUGUGGGUAAAAGAAAUAAUUGCACCUUAACAGCUUUGUAUCCAGCGGUGGUUUCCAUAAAAAAUGUUAAUGUUGGCGGGACGGAACAACAUCUAAGUUAUGAUUGCGAACAAAACAAACAGGAUAGAAUUGUUGUGGGUGGUUCAAAUGGUUUAGAUUCGAGUAACAUGGAAAGAUCCAGUUCGGUGUGUGGUCAUUCGGAGAAAGCAGGACCGGAACAGGGUAUUUUUUGUGGUGUCACAUCAGUUCGUCUUUCCUCCAGUGGAAACUAUGUCAACACAGCAGUUAUUUCAAUUCGGCCAGCCGACGAAAGUGACAUUGCUAUAGCCACAUUGGUGUGUUAAAUCACACAAAGGAAAUUAUUUUAAA